This is a messenger RNA of Pseudoliparis swirei, 5966 nucleotides long. It is a transcript of the gene eif2ak3, whose product is annotated as eukaryotic translation initiation factor 2-alpha kinase 3. Gene Ontology annotation, biological process: protein phosphorylation. The record is from RefSeq and is a predicted model, not a curated record. The transcript has 18 exons. NCBI's taxonomy places the organism in Eukaryota, Metazoa, Chordata, Actinopteri, Perciformes, Liparidae. Bases 156 to 3449 code for a protein of 1097 amino acids. Gene Ontology annotation, molecular function: ATP binding; protein kinase activity; protein binding.
UUAAAGAACAGAUUUGAAAGGGCGUUUUGCAAGACACAACGGCAUUUUCUUUUGUAAUUCCACUGUUUUUUUUGCACUUUAACUUUUUUUAUGUUAAGAUUUACAAGACCAGUGGCAUGUAAAUCUCAUACUUCACUAAUGUGCCAGUCUUACAAAUGGAAAGGGGGCUUCACUUUGGAAACGUGAGCAUUUCCCUGGUGCUCCUGCUGUUGCUGAAAGCGCUCACUGGAUUCGGGACCACGCAGGCUCAGGGCUCAGCCGUCGGGAGGGAGCCGCAGUCCGUCGCCCGGGGUUCCGGUUCGACCUCGGAGGAAGAUGGUACACGAGUCAUGGAGCGGGGCUUGGAGAACGUCGGCUCCCCGGUCAUUGUAGCGGACGUUACCGUGGAGGAUGACGACAACGGGUCGACGGGGGAGGCCGACGAAUCAUUCGGGGAAAGUAACGGAAAUGUCCAACCGACAAGGUCCCUUGUGAUCAUCAGCACCCUGGACGGGCGGAUCUCUGCUCUGGACCCACACAACCAGGGCAUGAAGCAGUGGGACCUCGACGUGGCAUCGGGGUGCCUGGUGUCGUCCAGCCUCAGCAAACCUGAGGUGUUUGGCAAUAAGAUGGUCAUCCCUUCACUGGACGGUGCCUUGUUCCAGUGGAACCGGGACAGGGAGACGAUGGAGUCCGUGCCUUUCAGUGUGGAGUCCCUGCUGGAUUCGUCUUACCGGAUCGGCGAGGACACCGUCCUGGUCGGGGGAAAAUCUCUAACGACCUACGGACUGGGGGCCUACAGUGGCAAGCUUCGGUACAUCUGCUCCGCGGUGGGCUGCAGCCGCUGGGGGGAGGAGGUGGAGGUGGAGGCCGAAGACGUGCUCCUGCUGCAGAGGACUCAGAAGACGGUGCGAGCCAUCAGGCCGCGGUCGGGGAUGGAGAAGUGGAACUUCAGCGUCGGGAACUUUGAGCUGAAGCUUCUUCCCGAGACGCAAGCCGGCAUGAACUUCCUGGAGGGAGAGGUGGCGAGCGGCGACGCCUGGAGGGGGAGCCGGCGGUUCAUCGCCGACCAAACGAAAGAGGGAGGGACGACGGAGGACCGGCAAAAGCAGAACCUGAAACUCGUCAUCAAAGUGUCUGUUCCCGAUUGGAAGGUCAUGGCCUUCAGUACGGCGCCGGACGGACAGCUGGUCUGGGAGCGUCAGUUCUGCACACCCAUCGCUUCGGCUUGGCUGGUGGGCGGGGGCAAAGUCACACCCAUCGCCCUGUUCGACGACAACGCCUACAGCAACCAGUCGGAAACCGACGAGGAGGAGGACGGCGACGAGUCCCAGAAGGCCGGCGGAGCAGAAGAUUCCAGUGUUUACCUUGGAAUGUACCAGGGACAGCUCUACCUCCAGUCCUCAGUGAGGAUCAGCGAAAAGUUCCCUUCCAAAGCUAUUGGAUCGGUCAAUGACAUCAUUCCACUCCCCACAGUCAAGUGGAAGCCUCUAGUCCAUUCCCCGUCUCGGACACCAGCCCUGGUCGGCUCUGAUGAAUUUGACAAGUGUCUGAAUAAUGACAAGUUCUCCCAUGAAGAAUACAGCAACGGAGCCCUGUCCAUCCUUCAGUAUCCAUACGACAACGGCUACUUCUCCCAUUCCAGCAAGCUUUACCGGGAGAAACGCAACAGUGCCGUCAGCCUGAUAAAGGGAAACGGGCCGGGGGCUGAGAGUCGCAGGAGAAAGGACCCCGUGCUGCUGCUGCCCUGGUGGAAGGAGAUCCUCGGCACCAUCGUCUUCUGCAUCGCCGCCACCACCUACAUCGUCCGCAAGUUCUUCCACCCUCCCGCCCCGGUGGCCUACGUCAGGCAAAGGAAAGAGUCGGAGACACAGUGCCAGACAGACUGCAAGUUUGACCUUGAGGUUGUGGAAUCCAAAGAGCCGGUUGCUAUGGAGACCCGGUCCAGCGAAUAUGUGUCCAGGUACCUGACGGACUUCGAGCCGGUGCAGUGCCUCGGCCGCGGGGGGUUCGGUGUUGUGUUUGAAGCCCGCAACAAAGUGGACGACUGCGACUACGCCAUCAAACGGAUCCGCCUGCCCAACAGGGAGCUGGCCCGUGAGAAGGUGUUGCGAGAGGUGAAGGCCCUGGCCAAGCUGGAGCAUCCGGGGAUUAUCCGCUACUUCAACGCCUGGCAAGAGAGCCCCCCCGUGGGCUGGCAGGAGGAGAUGGACCAGAGGUGGCUGAAAGACGGCAGCGCCACCGACUGGCCAAUGAGCUUCCUCGACCACAUGGAGGCGCUGUCGGUCAAAGUGCCGGUGUCCAGCGCGUUGUCGCCGGUCUGCGGGCCCGGAGGAGACGUUCUGGAGGCCUCCGUGGACACGCGGGCCCUGCUCUCCGGCAGCGUCGGCGUGGGUUUCGGCGUCGACGACGGCGGCCUGUCCUUCCACCCGCUGCCGGGCCGCGACAGCCAGCCGGACCGCGACGCCUCGGACACACACGACUCCUUUGAACUCUGUCCUCCGCGCGGCCCCAGCGACUGCACCUCUUCUUCCUUUGACAUUGUGUUCGAGGACUCAGGCUGCGACCGGGACGCCGACACGCACACGGCCACGGACACGCACACAGACUCGGACAGCCCGAGCACAACGACGGAUCAGAACAGCUCGUCUUCCUCGCGCACCCGACAACAGGAAUCCGUCCCGCCCUUCUCUUCGUCUCCCCCCCGACCAACCUCUCUCACCCUGGCUGUCCUGCCAACUCCUCAAACCCAGCGAGUCCUGCCUUCUCCCAAGGUGUACCUGUACAUCCAGAUGCAGCUCUGUCGGAAGGAGAACCUGAAGGACUGGAUGGCUCGGCGCUGCCUCCCGGAGCAGAGGGAGCACAACCAGUGUCUCGAUAUCUUCCUCCAGAUUGCAGAGGCCGUAGACUUCCUGCACAGCAAGGGGCUCAUGCACAGGGACCUCAAGCCUUCCAACAUCUUCUUCACGAUGGACGACGUGGUGAAGGUGGGCGACUUCGGCCUGGUGACGGCCAUGGAGCAGGAGGAGGACGAUGACGAGCCGAGCGCCCUGACGCCCGCCCCGCUGCUGACCCGGCACACGGGCCAGGUCGGCACCAAGCUCUACAUGAGCCCGGAGCAGCUCUCUGGAAACUCGUACUCUCACAAAGUGGACAUUUACUCCCUGGGACUGAUCCUGUUUGAGUUGCUGUAUCCCUUCAGGACCCAGAUGGAGAGAGUGAGGACGCUGACCGAGGUGAGAGCUCUGCGCUUCCCGGAGCUUUUCUCCAAAAACAACGUCCAGGAGCUGAGCAUGGUGCGCAGCAUGCUGUCGUGGAGCCCCGCCGAGCGCCCCGAGGCGGCCGACAUCACGGGGACGCCCCUCUUCCAGGAGCUGGAGCUGCCUUGCCGACUGGCCAUGAGGCAGCGCUCCCGCACAUACAGCGCCUCGUCCAUGGGCCGCCCCUCACGCCAGACGUCGAGUCACUGAAAGUCCCAGUGAUGCAAUAUGUAACGCCCCCCCCUCCUCCUCCUCUUCCUCCUCCUCUUCCUCUGCAGCCCAAAGGAGACACCUCGGCCCCCUGCGCCGUCACACACUGCCUCAGACUAGAAAAACAAGACAAACCGUGCAGGAGUUUAUCCUCGGUUACAUAUUCGCAUGCCAUCAUGCCCACGUUCCCCAAUUUUAAUCACACUUGCAAAGAAUAUUUUAAAAGCAACAGCCGCUCCGCAGCGUCCGCGACCAGCAGCUCUCGGCUCGGGCGGUGCAAGCAAACGAAUACUCAGUGGUUGUUUUUAAAUGCCUCUGGGUACCCGAUGGGCGGCGUGCGCUCAGCGAUCAUCCGCGGGACGUUAGAACUCACGGACUUUGCCGUGUCUCACCCCGACGCGGCCGAGGCGAUCCUUCGGUGCUCUCGAGGAAAAUGACAGACAUGCUGAGAACUGCUUCACGUAUGAUUUGACGCCGGUCCGGUCACAACACGCUGCGCGCUCCCAACAUUCAGCCGGUGUUCACUCACCCACGCCACACCUCAGGUAUCAAAAACCAAGAGGAUACUCCAAAGGGGCCUUUGAUGCUUGAUCAUCCGACCAGUCCUCAUCACUGGUACGAGCACCAUCUGGUGUUCUGCACCCAAUAUGCCUGACUUUUUGUUUGUUUUUUAAAUAAGAAAAGGCAAUGUAUUGAGAAGAGAAGAGUUUAUGAAUCCGGAUUUUCCGAUAUGAUUUGCCUUUAGAAAGUGGCCCCUGGCCUCUGAAUGAAUGCGGAGCCUCUGGCUCCUGUCGUUUUUUUUUUUUUUUUUGCAUGUACCUGCAGAGGGAGAGUGAGGGGGUGAGUGAGUAUAUCUUUAAAGCCAAUACUUGGACGCAGUUUGUAAAUUUACACAAUGACUCGAGGUGCUCAAUCAUUUUUUCUCCCCAACACCUCCUCUUUGCUCUGUGAAUAUAAAUGAAAGGGGAAAAACAUCCGUUUAUAUCUUUUUGUUUCUCUUUUGUUAAUGAAUUCAGAAGAUACGUUCGAUCAAUCCUGUACAUAUUGUAAGGCGCCGUUGCUUGUACAUGGCUUUUUCCAUAAGGCAACUGUAAGAUAGUGUGAUAUACUGUGUGGGGGGGAACUCUGCCAUUAACGGAUAGCUGAAUGUUCCAGUGUGACGACGGUGGUCACCUCUUCUUCUUCUCAGUGUUCGUCUUCACACGUGCGGAGCACCGAGGGGGUUUUCGCCCUGCUCCGAGCCUGCAGGACCAGAGUGCCAUUAGAAAGUCAGUACAGUGUACUUUUCUAAAAACUGAAAAACUCACCUCCCAAUUUUUACGGGAACCGCGCCACCGCGGGCUCCGACCCCGUUGGCCGGCGUUCCUGGCGAAGCGCGACAAACGCGAGAGGUGCGCGGCCCUCCCACGACGAGGAGAAAUGACAUUUAGUCGAGAGACGAUACUGUUUUAUCCCCUCUGCGUCGUCUACCGGGGGGACCUGGACCUGACGUGGGUCAUGUGAUCCACAACAGCAUUGUUUAAUGUACAUAAGAAGUGCUGGGCAGAGUCACAUGACCCGCUUGUAACUUCACACACACACUGCUCAUUGUAAUGUGCUUUCAAUGAUUGUACUUUUCUAAUGAUCUUCUUAUCUUCUCUUUUUUCAUUUUUUAUGAAUAAGCCCAGUUUUCUUUCUCCCUUUUUUAUAAUUGUUCAGCAGUUUUUUUUCUUACCGACUCCACAGAGUCUCUUGACUGCAUUCGAUGCAAGAAGUCAAACGGAUGUUUGUUCACCUGUCCUCGUUCUUCUUCUUGCGAGAGGAUCCGUUCUGUCCUCGCCGUUCACCGCGGACGGUCCGUCCACCAAUAAGAAGGUCGUGCCGUAAAUGACAUAUCCUCAAGUCGGGGCAAAUUCAGACAGAAGUUUCUGUGUGGGUACUGUAACUUUAGUGCUGACCUAUUUGCAAAAUUAAUGUCUAAUACGUCAAAGGAAUUUGAUAAUGGAUCCGGGAUGAAGCCGUCUCAAGAGAAUUGUGAUCUGAAGAUGCGUUAGUGGAGAAUUUACAACUUAAAUCCCCUCCAGUAGUGAAGAGCUUGUCAGCGCCGACCAUGAAGACGUAAAGCAGCAUUAUUGACGAUAGUGUAUUAUAUGAGGAUCUAGAGAUUUUCUUCUUUUCAUUCGGAACCAAGAAAAUGUGAUUACACUGUUGUUUUUUCAUGCUUUCGUUGACUUGUGUUCAUCCCCUCUUCACUCCGGCCGUCCAGGCGUCUUUUCCUGAGGUCGAAUUGAAUAAUCGGACUCGACCGCCGGUCUCUGACGCCUCCCUUUGGAGACGGAGUUGUCUCUUUUUGUGCACAAACCCAAUUCUGUUUAACAUGGUGAAUUGUAAAUAUGUUUAUUUGCUUUAUUUAUGUUCCGACGCCGUGAUCAAUCCUUUUGGGGUUGGUGUUAUUAUGAAUGCGCUUCCUGCGAUGGAGCGUGUUGGAAUAUGAUGACUUCUUACAAGUCUAAAUUUAAUAAACCGUUCUAUACCGUU